AUGAUAAAGUUGGUUUUUAGGUUUUAUCGUUCCCCUGAAGUCUUGUUAGGAAUCGCAUAUGAUACCAAGAUUGACAUGUGGUCUUUAGGAUGUAUAUUGGUCGAGAUGCAUACCGGUGAACCAUUAUUUGCUGGUUCGUCUGAAGUUGAUCAAAUGAUGAAAAUUGUUGAAGUUCUUGGAAUGCCUCCAAAGGAACUUUUGGACAUUGGUCCAAAAACCCACAAAUAUUUUGAAAAGACCGAAGGUUGGUCUUCCAGCGUGCUCUUCGACUUGAUCAAGCGAAUGCUAACCUACGAUCCUAAAUUACGUAUAUCGCCAUACUACGCUGUUCGACAUCCAUUCCUUAGACCAAAGACGACAUCUCAGACUGGACAGUCUCCCGCUGCUGUCGACAGUCCGACACACCAGACAGCUCCAAGGGCAGGUCAAGAUGUUUGGGGAAGUCAGAUGGACUGUAGUGAGGACAUCACCCAGUCCACAUUCGCAACGUCCUCAGGAGCAGCACCCUUAGCACAGCCACCACCAGUGAGUCAAAGAAAACCAGCAGUAGAUGAUACACCACAAUUUGGCGGUCAUUAUUCACAUUCCACAGGAGAUGUCUACCGCCAACCUUCAGGUCCACAGCCGCAUCGAAACCCAAGCUUCGAUGAGACCCCUGGCCGACCGUAUAACAAUAAAAUGCAAACGCUUCUAUCCCAAGCGGCAGUACCUACGCAUGUUAACAACACGCAGUAUAAUCCUGUUUUAUACAACUGA
Strongylus vulgaris is the source of this 756-nucleotide messenger RNA. The record is from the annotation of a GenBank genome assembly. NCBI's taxonomy places the organism in Eukaryota, Metazoa, Nematoda, Chromadorea, Rhabditida, Strongylidae.